Molecule: messenger RNA, 603 nt
Organism: Colletes gigas
Lineage: Eukaryota; Metazoa; Arthropoda; Insecta; Hymenoptera; Colletidae
Product: protein RecA, plasmid
Exons: 1
Coding region: 1-603 (200 amino acids)
Biological process (GO): DNA repair
Cellular component (GO): cytosol
Molecular function (GO): ATP binding; ATP-dependent DNA damage sensor activity; single-stranded DNA binding
Source: RefSeq, a predicted model, not a curated record
AUGAUUAACGAGUUCGUCAAAACAGGGGCUUUUGACUUAAUUGUUGUUGAUUCGGUUGCUGCUCUGACUCCUGCUUCAGAGAUAGAUGGAGUGAGUAUUCCAGGUCAGCAAGCUAAAAUGAUGUCAGAACAGCUCUCUAAGCUCGUUUCAAAAGUCAACCAAACUAAGACGGUCAUCAUCUUCAUCAAUCAAGUGCGUUCAACCAUGAGUGGACUAUUCUUAAAUAAAGAAACCACUCCAGGAGGGUCAGCACUAAAAUUUUAUUCUUCUGUACGUAUAGAAGUUAAAUCUGGAGAAAAAAUCAAAGAUGGAAUUGAUACUAUUGGUAAGAAAACCACGCUUCAUACUGUUAAGAAUAAGGUAUCAGCUCCAUAUAAAAAACCGUCUGUUAUUAAUGUCUUUGGGGAUGGAUUCUCUCAAGAAAUAGAUAUAGUCACAUUAGCGAUUCAAAUGGGAGUUGUUAAGAAAAUGAAUGAAUGGUACUCGUUUAAUGGCCAAAAGCUUGGUCGUGGAAUCUUUAGCGUUAAGGAAUACCUAGCAAGUCAUCAAUCUGUCUUUGAAACACUUAAACAUCUAACUAGAGAAUCACUACAAUUCUACUAA